Messenger RNA from Panicum virgatum (switchgrass), 471 nucleotides. RefSeq lists its product as uncharacterized. The record is from RefSeq and is a predicted model, not a curated record. The transcript has 2 exons. The coding region runs from base 1 to 471 and encodes 156 amino acids. Lineage: Eukaryota; Viridiplantae; Streptophyta; Magnoliopsida; Poales; Poaceae.
AUGCGCAUACUGGUGUAUGGUUUGCCGUUAGACGCCGUUGAUGAGUAUGUGCAAAUUGGCACGUCAACUGCUCGUGAGGCUCUUAACCAUUUCUGCAGUGCUGUUAUAGCUGCCUUUGGGGAGGAAUACUUGCGUUCUUCAAACCCUGUCGAUGUGGCUCGUCUACUGCAAGAGGGUAGCUGCAAUGAUAUCAAUGUUCUACAGAGGUCGCCUAUUUUCUCAGCAUAUAUCCGAGGAGAGUCACCUCCUGUUCACUUCACUGUCAACGGACGGACAUAUGACAUGGGGUACUACCUUGCAGAUGGUAUAUACCCUGAUUGGCCAGCAUUUGUCAAGAGUGUUCGCCAUCCUAUGGAGAGGAAGACACAAUGUUUUGCUGCUGUGCAAGAGGGUGCGCGCAAGGAUAUUGAGAGAGCUUUUGGUGUUCUUCAAGCUAGGUGGGCAGUAAUCUGUGGGCCGGCUUAUGGAUAG